This is a messenger RNA of Xenopus laevis (African clawed frog), 4033 nucleotides long. RefSeq names its product MYB proto-oncogene like 1 L homeolog (gene mybl1.L). Gene Ontology annotation, biological process: positive regulation of transcription by RNA polymerase II; regulation of DNA-templated transcription; mitotic cell cycle. Lineage: Eukaryota; Metazoa; Chordata; Amphibia; Anura; Pipidae. Gene Ontology annotation, molecular function: DNA binding; DNA-binding transcription factor activity, RNA polymerase II-specific; RNA polymerase II cis-regulatory region sequence-specific DNA binding. Bases 592 to 2772 code for a protein of 726 amino acids. The transcript has 16 exons. Gene Ontology annotation, cellular component: nucleus. The record is from RefSeq and is a predicted model, not a curated record.
AAAGCACCAGCUGCGCCUCUCCCACCCCCUCCCUGCCUGACAGCUGUCUCGCCCCAAGCUCAGGGAAAGCAGAAGUGCGGCUCCAACUAAUUCAGUCAAACAUGGCAACUAAAAAAGCUAUAUCCGCGACAAACAACAUUGUCGCUGUAAAUCCGCUUAUCCAGCAGACAGCGACCCCCACUUAAAUGGCAGCGCGGGAAAAGAAAUCAAGUUUUGCUUGGGUGUCCCAUCUCCCGUCAUACAUCAAUCCCACCCGCUGGACCCACAUUGGCCCCACCUCUUUCUCUAGGGCUUUCUAUUGGGUGUUUUUCUUCACUCUCCCUCCUAGCCACGCCCCCUGUUGACAGCGCUGCCCGGGCGCCCGCAUUUGGCAGAACGCUUGGCCAGUGGGCACUGGGCUCGAGCUGGUGGAGCCGUUGGGCUGGUGACGCAGAUUCCAUUGCGCCGUUAGCCUCGGAGCAUCCGGUAGAAGAACGGUCACUCGCGGGAAGGAGGACAUGAUUGCUGGCAGCUGCCUUCCACCUGCGGAUCGUUUUCUCGGAAUAACGGCAGUUCCUUAGAAGUGUUACGUGGGUCUGCGACUUGCGAGGGAUGGCUGGGAGGGCGCGCAGUGAAGACGAAGAGGAGGAUGGUCAGUUUACAGAACAUGAUUACGAUGUCUCGCUUCAGAAAGGGCCAAAGAAACCAUGGAGCAAAUUACGAUGGACAAAAGAUGAGGAUGACAAGGUGAAGAAGCUGGUCGAAAAGCAUGGAGAAGACUGGGGUGUGGUAGCUCGCCACUUUAUUAACCGUUCAGAAGUACAGUGCCAGCAUCGUUGGCACAAGGUUUUGAGUCCUGAACUUGUCAAAGGACCAUGGACCAAAGAGGAGGAUCAAAGGGUUAUUGAAUUAGUUCAUAAAUAUGGCCCCAAGAAAUGGUCUAUAAUUGCCAAGCAUUUAAAAGGGAGAAUCGGAAAGCAGUGCAGGGAGAGAUGGCACAAUCACCUAAACCCUGAUGUGAAAAAGUCCUCCUGGACAGAAGAAGAGGAUCGCAUCAUAUACAGUGCCCACAAGCGCAUGGGGAACAGAUGGGCAGAAAUUGCCAAGCUACUUCCGGGCAGGACUGAUAAUUCGAUAAAAAAUCACUGGAAUUCUACCAUGAAACGAAAGGUGGAGCAAGAAGGCUAUUUACAGGAUCUAAUGAACUGUGACCGACCGUCCAAACUCCAGGCCAAAUCCUGUGCCGCACCUAAUCACUUGCAAGCACAAAACCAGUUUUAUAUUCCAGUCCAGACACAGAUUCCAAGAUAUAGCUCUUUGUCCCACGAUGACAACUGCAUAGAGAUUCAAAAUUCCUUUUCUUUUAUCCAGCCCUUUGUUGAUGCGGAUGAUCCUGAAAAAGAAAAGAGAAUAAAGGAACUUGAGUUGCUACUUAUGUCAGCUGAGAAUGAAGUCAGAAGAAAGCGGGUACCAUCUGGGAGUUCUUUAAGCUGGUCAGAAAGUUAUCAUAUGGGGGAGAGCAUGUCCAAUACAAUGAGCCACUUAGAAGAACAAACACAUGACUUCUAUAGCCUAGAUGAAAUACCCAACACCUCUGGGCAGCAAAGUGUGGAGGACAAGAUUUUGGCUCCAGAAGCAAACAUUGUACUGCAGCCUCUGGAGACAAUCCCAGAAUUUUCAGAAACCUUAGAGCUGAUUGAUGUGGAUACUGUUGAUUGGAAUAACAUUGAAAGCUUUGAGUUGCCCUUUACUGCUUCCCCUGCCAAGCAGACGCCAAUGAAAUGGAUCCAUGAGAUUUCUCCAGAGUGUGCACUUAACUCUUGCUUGGUGCAGGCGGAUGGAAGGGGUUCAGCAAGUAGAGUGCUCUCCUCAUCUCCUGCUAUAAAGUUUUACUCACCCCCGACAAUUCUAAGGAAGAAGAAAAUUCACUCUGAUUUGUCGCUUACUCCAGAAGUACGGGAUGCCAGCAAUGUUGUUCUAAAGGGGACACCAGUAAAAACACGCCAGUAUUCCCCCUUACAGUUAUUUCGCUCUGGAAAUGUUCAAAACCAUUUGAAUCUUGACAACCUACCUCUCACCUCCACGCCAGUAUGUGGGCAGAAAAUCUCUGCAACUCCCCUACAGAGGCAAAUUACACCUAAAAAAGAUAAAGAAAAUGCUGGCUUUAGAACACCUACUAUAAGAAGAUCUUUAAUGGCCGUGACUCCUAGAACACCUACUCCAUUUAAAAAUGCUCUUGCUGCCCAGGAAAAGAAGUACGGACCCCUCAGAACCGUGAUGCAGCCUCUGAUCUUUGUUGAAGAGGAUAUCAUGGAGGUUUUAAAGGAAGAAACUGAGAAAGAUGUCUUCAUAAAAGAGGAAAAGGAAUCUGAUUGUAAACCAAUGAAACAUGAGCACGUUUCUACGGUGAGGAAAGUUCGCAAAUCAUUGAUCCUUGACAGCUGCGAUAAAGAGGAACUUGGUGCUGAUUUCCUGGCUCCGGAUGAAGUUUCUCAAUCUCAGAAUGGGAAUACACUUCCUACAUCUUUUCUCAUGAUACCUUUGGGGGAGAGACAAGACCAAAAGUGUGAUGAGAACACCGACACUCGUAAAGGAAGUGUAAUGCAAAGGAAAAAGUACAUUCCUGCCACGAGAAAUGUCAAGUUGCAAAGUUCUGUGCAGCCUCUCUGCGAAUGGGAAGCUGUUGUGUAUGGGAAGACAGAAGACCAAUUAAUCAUGACGGAGCAAGCAAGGAGAUACCUUGAUACCUACAAACCAACUUCCAGUUCUGGACUAAGGCACCUCAUUUUAUGAAUGUCAGAUAACUGGUGAUGCCAGUUGCCCCCAUUUUUACACUGUGCACUAAAAUAAUUAAUAUUUUUCUUAAUAAUUGUACAGUCGAACUUUUGCAGCACAUGUAUAAUAUUAUAGAAUGUAUUAUUUAGUAUAACUUUAAAAAGUUAGUUGUUUUUUUUACAAGCUCUGUAGAUCUUAAGCUUAUUUACAUCCUGAGCAGGACUAGCGUAACCAUGUAGUUCUUCUUCAUGACCUGACUUAAGUGAGAACACUACAAGCAUAGUUCUCUAGGUGAGGUGUGUAAUUAUAAGGAUUUUUUUCUUUUCAUUCACAACAUGCUUUUUAAACGGACAAUCGCAUGAGACGUGUAUAUUUUUCUGUAUUUGUAUUUUCAAUAUCCAAACUGAUAAUAAUUUCAAGACCUUGUAAUGUGCCAUAUGGGAGUAUUUUUUGCUAUAUCUGAUUUACAGAUAAUUAAGACCUUUUUUUAAUCUCCUUGGAUUUGCAAUACCAAAAUUGAUCAUAAUUUCAAGACUUUAUACUGUGAUUAUGGUCAGCCAGCUUCUUUCUAUGAGCCUCUUACUGGUUAUGUAUGAGUCUUCCUAAGCAGAGAGUUCAGCAGCUGCCUUAUCUUCUUUCCAUUUACAAUUUUUUGGGAAAGGCUGUUAAAUAGGCUAAGAAGCUUUCUUCUUCCUGGAAUAUACUCCUUGUUUUCGAUCAAAGCCGUCUUUUAAAGAGUUUGACAAGUGAUAUCAUUUAGGAAAUACAUAUUUAUUGUAAAUCAAUAUUAAAAAAAAAAAGUGUCCACCGUGUAAAUGUUCCCGAGUGAAAGGGGUCAGAGACAGUCAACUCCUCUAUGUAUUUAUUCUGACAAAUCCUUUUGUAACAGAUUUUCAUACGGAGACUUUUUUUAUGCUUUGUUAUAUGUGUGUGUGCAUUUGUGGCCAAUGCUUUUUAAAGAUUAAAAAUGUCUGGUACUUCAUUUAGAUGUCAGGAAGGUGAAGCAGUUGCACUAAUAGAAUCCUGUAAGAACAUAUCAAGAUACUUACAGUGUUAUGGAUAUUUAUAUAUAAAUGGGUACUUACAAUAUAGGUAGCCGACAAGGAAACUUUGACUUUCUGAGAUAGAAUGUAUCAGUAUUUGUUUCUCAGGCUGAGAAAUGUGAUAGGAUGUUUGAAUGUAUUGUACAGGGUGUGGGAACUUGAGUGUUUCCCCUCUGCAUUGCUUUAUGCUUGCAGGUACAGGUCAUUGUGUAUGUAUGUAUAUAUAUAUAUAUAUA